AUGAACGCAGAACUUUGUGAACAGGAUAUGAAAUCUACUUCCAACGUAAAAUCUAUUUUUCACGUAGAACUGACUAAUCAAGUACUCCAGAGUGACGCAAAUGAAGAAAUAGCCGAAUCAAGUAGCCAACUUCAAGACUCUGCAAAUGAAGAUAUAAACAUUUCUAAUGAAAUUGUAAAUCUUUGUGUUGGUUAUGUCUUUGAAUUAUGGGAAGAGAUCGAUAAGAUUAUAAAAACCUACGGCAAACGAGAAGGAUUUGGCGUUGUUCGAAAAAGAUUAGAGCUACAUCCAAAGGGUCAUAUAAAGCAUCGUAGUUAUAGAUACGAGUUUAGUGACCGUUCUCAACCAAAAAAAAAAGUUGACAUUCAUAAUCAUCACGAUCGUAAAUUGAAAUGA
Ambispora gerdemannii is the source of this 396-nucleotide messenger RNA. NCBI's taxonomy places the organism in Eukaryota, Fungi, Glomeromycota, Glomeromycetes, Archaeosporales, Ambisporaceae. The record is from the annotation of a GenBank genome assembly.